AUGUUGAUAGAACAGACAUUCGAAAGUCAGAAAAGACGAGUGUCCAUAAUCACAAUUUUUUCCGAUAGGCAGAAAUUUGGGGCAUUAUUGCAUUUUCCUUAUCCGAUAUUUAUGUAUUGAGAACCAAAUUUGUCUGACGGCUCGAGUUCUAUACGUACGAGAGAGAAGUGUGUAGACACAUGAUAUGUUGGAAGGUGAUAGAAGCAGGAUGGAUAACGAAGUUCAUCACCGCGUUGCCUAGCCACUCUGACGCGGCAAUCAGCCGUGUCAUCAAUAUGUUAAUUGCUUGAAUCAAGAUGCAUGUUGGAAAUAUGCAUUAGUUUAUUCUCAACGCCCAAAUAUUGCUUUUGAGCAUACACAUUUUUAAAUUGUAAAGAAUCAUUGUAGGUCAAAAUGAAAAGUCAGGAUGGCCACAAAUUCUACAACAUUGCAUCAUUGGUUCGCUUGGCAACACCGCAUCUCGUACAUUCCAACGCCAGGUUUCCACCUCCAUGAUCGUAGAUGAGCGAUUUUGGUCAGUACCCAUCUAGUCGCAAAACUCAAGCCAUUAGACAAAUUUGGUUUUCCCUGUAUUCUACUUUGCCAAAGUCAACCCGUCAUUUUGCCAUUUCAGAAAUUUCUUCGGGAAAAGGAUUUGAUUUACCAGGAAGCCCAUAUUUAAAAAAGAGACUGAGACACUGCAGAGUUGAAAGAUUUUCUAGGGCUAUCAGGUUCUAAUUUCAACCGUUGAGAAGAUUCCUGAGUAGGAAAGAGAAAGUGUAAGGGAAAAAAUGUUGAAGUUGUGAGAUUUAGAACUAACUUAUAGGUAUCUGUAUAAGUGUUCAUCAUCUGUGGCUUAAUUUGUUUAUAGAGGUUUUUAAAAUGCAUGAAUAUUCAAAUGAUGAUAAUAUACUACAAGCCCCUUCCCACUUCAGUUGACCCAACUAUUGAAAUCUUAGUUUUUUUCUUAUCCAACACAAAUAAUAAAAAUGUAGCAG
Acanthoscelides obtectus is the source of this 977-nucleotide messenger RNA. The record is from the annotation of a GenBank genome assembly. Lineage: Eukaryota; Metazoa; Arthropoda; Insecta; Coleoptera; Chrysomelidae.